Molecule: messenger RNA, 4725 nt
Organism: Thunnus maccoyii (southern bluefin tuna)
Lineage: Eukaryota; Metazoa; Chordata; Actinopteri; Scombriformes; Scombridae
Gene: lpin1b
Product: lipin 1b
Exons: 23
Coding region: 403-3141 (912 amino acids)
Biological process (GO): cellular response to insulin stimulus; positive regulation of transcription by RNA polymerase II; triglyceride biosynthetic process
Cellular component (GO): mitochondrial outer membrane; nucleus
Molecular function (GO): phosphatidate phosphatase activity; transcription coactivator activity
Source: RefSeq, a predicted model, not a curated record
UAUAAUUUCCGUCCAAAGAUAAAUUCAUCUGUAGGCUAAUAAUUCCAUUGUAUACAACUACAUUUGUAAGUCAGAGUUUAAACACAGGACUUGAAAGCAACUUGGUCCUUAAUCUUAAAUCCGCAUGCAUUUACCUUUUUUGAACACUGGAGGGCAAUGUAGGCCACAGCUGAUGGUCACUGGAAGAGUAAACGGGUACCGGGGAGACUUGGACUUCACCCAAUGUGACAGGUGCUCUGAUCUUGUCUGAAUGUCAGUGACGCCACCAGCAUGGUCAACACAGGGUCAACAGCAACAACAGGUGCUCCUCACAACAUGCCUAAGAAGUCAGAGGGUCUGGUGGAUGAUGGCCACUCAAGGACCGUCUCAGGUUUCUGACAAGGGGCCCAGACCCGUCAGACCAUGAACUACGUGGGCCAGUUGGCAGGGCAGGUGUUUGUCCAGGUCAAAGAGUUGUACCGAGGUCUCAAUCCUGCCACCCUCUCUGGCUGCAUUGACGUCAUCGUAGUGAGACAGCCCGAUGGCUCCCUGCAAUGCUCACCCUUCCACGUUCGCUUCGGCAAGAUGGGGGUCCUCCGGUCCCGAGAGAAAGUGGUGGACAUGGAGAUCAAUGGAGAAGCAGUGGCUUUACAUAUGAAGCUUGGGGACAAUGGAGAGGCAUUCUUUGUCCAAGAAACAGAAAAUGAUCAGGAAGUUGUUCCCUCCUACUUGGCCACCUCUCCCAUCUUGUCAGAUGGAGCCAUUCUGAUGAGCUCCUCUCUGCUGGGGAAGAGCUCUGGGCCUCCCAUACAGACCUUGGGCUCCACGGGGAGCGCCGGAGAGACCGGUGGUUUGAUGAUGAAGAAGAGGAGGAAGAGGAGGAGGAAGGCCCGAGCGGACAGCAUGCGGAGGGAGGAGAGCGGAGACUACUCUGAGGACGAAGACAUGUUCACUAUAGACAUCAGCUCAGAUGAAGGGACGGAGAUGGAAAGCAACAGGCAGAGUGCAACAAGUUCAGGCAUGAUCUCUGUGGGUCUUGAAAGUCGUUUUGGAAAAUGGGUGAAAAGUGAAAGGUCUUCGUCUCGGGAUGUCUUGAGAGACGAGGCAACAGCUGGUUCGAACGGUGGUUCUUUCAAACAGACUGGCGUCUACACUCGUUCAGAUGGAGAGUGGAGUCCUAUUCAGAGCCCUGGAAACUCGCGUCCCACCUCUCCUAAGAGUGACUCUGAGCUUAUGAUGAAGCCAUCAGACACAGACAAUCAGAAUCCAGCCAUGCACUGGGCCUGGGGAGAGCUGCCACAGGCUGCCACGCCAUCCUUCCUCCCAGUGAAAUCCAACACUCCACAAGUUUGUCCCGUAUCCAUCCCUGUAUCUGAGAACACACACUUUCGUGUGAUUACUCAUGAGAUGUCCGCAGAACGGUGUGGACCCUGCUCUGAAAUGUCAGCAGUCAGACUGCUCAUGCCGGAGGAGACAGCAGCUACUGAGGAAACAGUUGUCACAGUCAGGAUGGAGUCGGAAUCUUCCAGGAUGGAGUCCCAGGCGCAGGUUACAACAGCAGGAGGUGCGGCAGCUCGUAUGAUGUCAGACAUGGAGGAGACAAUGAACCGUCCGCUAGGCAAGACGGACUCUCCAUCCAAGAGAAAGGACAAAAGGAGCCGCCAUCUUGGUGCUGAUGGAAUCUACUUGGAUGACAUCACAGAGCUGGAGCCCGAAGUGGCAGCCUUGUAUUUCCCUAAGAGCGAUGGCGGUGCAACAAUGAGGAGCAUCUCAGACCCGGGCCUCCACAGCACCAGUCUGUCCCCACAGUCGCUCAGCUCUGGAGGAGACAGCGGUGUGGACAGCUACUGCGACCACAUGGCUGACCUGCCGUCCAUUGCCAUCUCUCUGUGCGGUGGCCUCACUGACAACAGGGAGAUCACUAAAGAGCAGUUCCAGGAGAAGAUCAUCUUGUACCAACAGUUUGUAGAGAACCCCUCCAUCAUCGAUGACCCCAAUUUAGUCGUGAAAAUUGGAUCCAAGUACUAUAAUUGGAGCUCUGCAGCUCCACUUAUGCUGGCUAUGCAAGCUUUUCAGAAACCACUGCCAAAGGCUGCAGUGGAGAACAUCAUGAAGGAGAAGAUGCCCAAGAAAGGAGGGAGGUGGUGGUUCUCAUGGAGAGGGAGGAACAGCAGCACCAAAUCGGAUUCAGUCUCUGGGGCGUGUGGCUCUGCUGAACAAGCUGGGAAAAUGUCAAGCAGACAUAAAGAAGAGUCGUCCUCUAGUGAUGAAGACCACGGGGCAGCCAAGCAGAGCUCUUCCUCCGUCCAAUCAGAGCCUGGGCUCACAACAGGAGGCGUGUCUUAUAAGAAGACACUCCGACUUACGUCAGAGCAGUUGCUGUCUCUCCAGCUGCAGGAUGGUCCCAAUGAUGUUGUGUUCAGUGUGACCACUCAGUACCAGGGAACCUGUCGCUGUCAGGGAACCAUCUACCUCUGGAACUGGGACGACAAGAUAAUUAUCUCUGACAUAGAUGGAACCAUCACCAGGUCAGACACCUUGGGUCAUAUCCUGCCCACACUGGGGAAGGACUGGACCCACCAGGGCAUUGCACAACUCUACCACAAAGUCAGCCAAAAUGGCUACAAGUUCCUGUACUGUUCAGCUCGAGCUAUUGGCAUGGCGGACAUGACCAGAGGUUACCUCCACUGGGUCAAUGAGAGAGGCACCAUGCUUCCUAUGGGCCCUGUGCUUCUGAGCCCCAGCAGCCUCUUUUCAGCUCUGCACAGGGAGGUGAUUGAGAAGAAGCCAGAGAAGUUCAAGGUGGAGUGUCUCACUGAUAUCAAGAACCUCUUCUACCCCAACACACAGCCUUUCUACGCAGCGUUUGGCAACAGACCAACGGAUGUAUAUUCUUAUAAAGAAGUAGGAGUCCCACUGAACAGGAUUUUUACAGUAAACCCCAAAGGCGAGCUGGUGCAGGAGCAUGCCAAGACCAACAUCUCAUCUUACGUACGUCUGGGUGAGGUGGUGGACCACGUGUUUCCCCUGAAGAUGCGAGCCUCCUCCUCAGACUUCCCCUGCUCAGACACCUACAGCCACUUCACCUACUGGAGGGAGCAGCUCCCCCGGGUGGACCAUCAGGGAACUACACCUCCGCAGACUCCCAGCCCUGGCAGCUGACUACCUGUGGCCUGCUGAGUGGCUCGCAGCAGGCAGAGCACUGACUGACUGAUGGUGUGCUUGAGAUGUCAUUUAGACAGUAAUGGUUACAUACGUGUGUGUGAUAUGACGUUGUAGAUUUUUUUGUAGAAGACCGAGCACUUUUAGUGCACAGCUGAGAGCUACAUCAGUAGGCUUAUCUGCUGUGAAUAGUCUUAUAACGCACAAGAUGGAUGUAAGCGCACUUUUAUUAAAAGAGGGCCGCUGUGGCCUUCGGACUAGAUGUAUGUAUAUGAGAAAUAAUAGUAAUUUAUUCAGGCAGCUUAGCACAUAUUAUUUCGGAGUGAGCGUUGACCUUCUAGACUAUUUAUGCACACGGUUGCAUACUGUAUCUAACAGACAUACCUAUGGCAUCUGUUCAGAAGUGCAUCAGACAGAAAACAACCAUAUUGCAAGUCACUUAAACUUGUGCCAAAUGCUCAAUGCAGAAUUUAUUUUCUUACUCUGAACUUUUCCAGUCAAGACUGUUACACUUUACAGAUUGUUCAAUCAGCAUGGAAAUGCAAAUAUGUACGUGCAAGUAGUUCAUUCUACUUCAUAGCAACAUAUGUGUGUGUGUGUGUGAAUCAUGGGUCCGUUUGAAAGAGUCAGUAUUAGUUAUAGUACACUCAAAUGUACUACAGAGCACACGUGCGUAUGAAUGAACGUCAUGUAGUUUGAUAUUAAAACGUGUCAAGAGCUUUUAUGGGCGAGUCCCGAUGAAAGGUAUAAAGAGUUUCAAAUGAAUAUUUAUUGUUGAGAGAAAGUGAUGCAAACAAGUGAACGGAAUGCACAACAUUUUUCAGUCAUAUCCAUCAGUUUUCUCUAAAAAAGUGAGCUGAGUUGCUGAAUCAUUUUUAUUUUUCUAUCUAAAUCAUGCAGUGUGUGUGUGUGUGUUGUGAUUAGAAUUGUAUGUAAUUUCUGUGGUGGCCUUCAUGAAAUGCCUUUUAAUUUAUUCCUCCAAUUACAGGUCCUACAGUUCAACACAUUGAUCAUCAUGUCUACAUGACUGAGAUUAUGCUCAUGUUGUAUUUAUUUCACCUGAUUAGAAACUGACUGGUGAACAAAUGUAGCUUACCCUUGUGUUUUAACAUGAACCCAUUUGUUCUUUUACAGUAGCUUUUACUGCCUUUCCCUCUGUAAUAUCACUCCAAAUGAAUAAUUGACCUUUUUCUAAGUUACAGACAUACAUAAGUUACAGUAUUUCUCAUAAUACCACAGAUAAUAUGAGGUUAAUAAUAUGGGGAAAUGUUUUGUUUUUCAGUACAAGCUGCUAUAAUGGUGAUCUGUGGGUUUAUUGUGAAUAUGCUCCCCUCAAUAGUUUCAUCAAAGUAGGUGUGAGUAAGCCUAUAGUUUAUGAGAGAUGAUGUGUAUAUAUGCUUUAAAUAUGGUAUUAUUCUUUCCAUGAAAGAGCUCAAAUAGCCUCAAAGCUUUCUGUAUUUUUUGCCUUAACUGUGAACAUUAUGAUCAAUAAUUAGCUCAGUCACUCCCUCCACUCUCUGUUGUUGACCAGUUCACUGUUAAAUUGGUGUAAUCAAACUCAAUAAAAAAUGCCUUGGUACAGCA